AGCGGGCGGAACUGGGGCCGUGCCGGGCCGUGCCGGGCUCAGCGCACGCGUGGGGCUCUCGGGCUGUCGCCGCCAUGGCGGAGCGCAUCGAGCAGCGGCUGGAGGACCGCAUCCCGGAGCUAGAGCAGCUGGAGCGGGUCGGCCUCUUCACGCCCAAGGAGAUCAGGGCUGUCCUCAGGAAGGCCUCGGCUCUGGAAUACAAGAUCCAGCGGAGAGCUCUUCGGAAGGAGGAUUUUGUCAAUUAUAUUCAGUAUGAAAUUAACCUGCUGGAACUGAUCAAGAGAAGAAGAGCACGCAUUGGAUAUUCAUUUAAGAAGGAAGAAAUUGAAAGCUCUAUUGUGCAUAGGGUCCAUAGCCUCUUCAAACGUGCCACAGGAAAAUGGAAAGAAGAUGUUCAGCUUUGGCUGUCACAUGUUGCAUUUUGCAAGCAGUGGAAUGCAAAACAUCAGCUUAGCAAGGUGUUUUCUACUAUGUUGGCCAUUCAUUCCAAUAAACCAGCACUGUGGAUUAUGGCAGCAAAAUGGGAAAUGGAGACACGACUCUCAUCAGAAAGUGCUAGGCACUUGUUCCUUCGUGCUUUGCGCUUCCAUCCAGAGUGUCCAAAACUUUAUCAAGAGUAUUUCAGAAUGGAGCUGAUGAAUGCUGAAAAACAGAGGAAGGAAAAGAAAGAAUUUGAACAAGCAAAGAUGGACUUGGGGGAACUCAAUUAUUCUGAAGAGAUUCUUAAUGGGGAGCUGGCUCGCAUAAUCUACAGGGAUGCUGCUCAGAAAAUUAAAGGUGUUGAGUUCCAUCUGUCUGUGCUUUCUAUUGCAAAGCUUUUUGAUUUUACCCAAGAUUUGCAAAAAGAAAUUCUUGAAAGUUUGCAGACUGAAUACGCCGAUGAUCCUCUUACGUGGGACUACAUGGCCCGUCGAGAGCUGGAUCUGGGGUCCCUGAAGUCCACAGAACCCACUACAAAACAGAUGAAAGUAUCCGAAAUCACACAGAGGGAGGAACGGUGCUGUGCAGUCUUUGAAGAGGCUGUGACAGCUGUCCCCACAGAGGACAUGUGGAAAUGCUACAUCACUUUUUGCUUAGAGAGAUGUAACAGGAAAACCAACAGUGAAGAAUUAAAGCAAAAGAGACUGGAGAGGACACUAAGUGUGUUCAGCAAAGCGCAUGAGUCCAGUUUGCUGCUAGAAUCUCUCUAUAAGCAGUGGCUUCAACUAUUACUGGAGUCCAACCUUUCUGAGAAGGCUACAGAGGUGGCAGAAGCCGCAACUAAGCGCUUUAGCCUGUCAGCAGAAAUGUGGCAGAUGAGGCUGCAGGUGUUGAUCCAACUGAAGAAUGACAAUGUGACCCAGUGUUUUCAAGAAGCCUUUAAGCACUUGAAAUCUAAGGGCACUUUGCCGUUAUGGGCCCUCUGGGUGGAAUGGAGUGAAGGCACAAAUAGCAAGCAAGACACAGAAGCUCUCUACCAGAGAUCCUUGCAUGCCACAGCUCCUGCUGAAUCUGUGACUAUGAAAGAAAAAUAUCUCGACUGGGCUUAUAGGAAUGGUGGUUAUAAGAAAGUAAAAAGAGUCUUUACCAGCCUACAUGAAAAUCGUCCACUUUCACUUGACUUCUUCAGGAAAAUGAUUCAAAUCGAAAAGGAGCAAGAAUCCUGCAAAAUGCUUCAUCUGAGAGAAUACUAUGAACGUGCCUUGAGAGAGUUUGGUUCAACGGAGUCUGAUCUCUGGCUGGAUUAUAUCAAAGAGGAACUAAGUCAUCCCCAAGGCAAACCAGAAAACUGUGGGAGUAUUCACUGGCGAGCUGUGAAGAUGUUGCAGGGAGAUCAGGUGGAAGACUUCAUUUCCAAAUACACUUUAUUACAAACUGGACAUUUAUAAAAAACUAAAAAAUAGUUACAAUGUGACAUUAUGGAUUCUUUUUAAACUUUUAUACAAAGGUAAAUAUGUUUCUGGGUCAUAUUAAAGUGUACUUUUUUUUUUCUUUCUUGCA
Messenger RNA from Cygnus olor (mute swan), 1980 nucleotides. RefSeq names its product UTP6 small subunit processome component (gene UTP6). Gene Ontology annotation, cellular component: small-subunit processome; Pwp2p-containing subcomplex of 90S preribosome. The coding region runs from base 75 to 1868 and encodes 597 amino acids. Lineage: Eukaryota; Metazoa; Chordata; Aves; Anseriformes; Anatidae. The transcript has 19 exons. Gene Ontology annotation, molecular function: protein binding; snoRNA binding. The record is from RefSeq and is a predicted model, not a curated record. Gene Ontology annotation, biological process: maturation of SSU-rRNA from tricistronic rRNA transcript (SSU-rRNA, 5.8S rRNA, LSU-rRNA).